This is a messenger RNA of Camelina sativa (false flax), 690 nucleotides long. Lineage: Eukaryota; Viridiplantae; Streptophyta; Magnoliopsida; Brassicales; Brassicaceae. The record is from RefSeq and is a predicted model, not a curated record.
AUGGAUUCUAAUAAUCCCUUCUUUCAGUCUUCUUCUUACUUCAACUUGCUUAACAGUCAAGAAGAAGGUGGUUUAAAUGAUAACUUUCAUUGGGAAAGUUAUCCACCUUCUGGACAGAGCUCACAACCUUCUCCUCACAGCUCCCAACCUUCUCCUCACAGCUCCCAACCUUCUCCUCACAGCUCGCAAGAAACACCAAAAGAGCGCAAGGAGAGAAAGACAUGGACACCUGCUGAUGAUGAAGUCUUGAUCUCCGCAUGGCUCAACACUUCAAAAGAUCCCAUCGUUGCAAAUCAACAAAAGGGAGGAAGCUUCUGGAGCAGGAUUCAAAAAUACUAUUGUGACACUCCUCACGCUAGAAACGGUGGGGAACAGAUGCUGGUGACACAUUGCAAGCAGCGUUGGCACAAGAUAAAUGACCAUACUAACAAGUUCUGUGCCGCAUUCGCAGCUGCGGAGAGACAGAACAGCUCUGGUCAUUCUGAAAAUGAUAUCAUGAAGAAUGCACAUGAUAUCUACUUCGCUGCCCAUAACAAGAGAUUCAACCUUGAACAUUGUUGGUUUCGUUUAAGGUUUGAGCAGAAAUUUCUAUCCCUUAACACUAUUAACACGACCCCAGCUCAGCCUGCAACAAAGAGGAAACAAGCUNGAGAGAGAGAGAGAGAGAGAGAGAGAGAGAGAUGCUUCUAG